AUGGAGACGCUUUCGGAGAGGCUUCCUGUGUACCUCCACUGGGCACCACUGUUCAUCCUCGCUCUAACUUUCAUUUACUACAUCAUAGGAGUUAUCAAAGCCAUCAAAUCCCCUCUCUCACGGCUCCCCGGGCCAUGGUAUGCACCUCUCACAACAUUACGUCUUAACUAUGCGUUCGCAAGAGGAACGAUAUGGAAAGCCGUCGAGAAGUCCCACACACAAUACGGCCCUAUCUUCCGCCUGGGACCGCGACAGGUGUGGAUUUCAGAUAAAGAAGCCAUCAAGGCCAUUCUUAUGACAGUUGAUCUGCCGAAAGUCACCAUGUAUGCAGAAAUAUCGAGAGAUCGGACCAGUCCUGGAUUAUUUGGGGAGAUUCGACCAGAUCCACAUAAGCGACUUAAGAAGUUUCUGUCUCCAGCAUUCACGAUUGCGUAUGUUGAUGGUCUCGAGUUUCUGUUCUCAAAAUGUGUGGGUGACCUGAUCAAUCGAUAUGUGGAUCUGAUGUCAUGCCCCUCGCCAAAGGGCGAGAAAGCGCCGGUAGUUACGGACCUGAUGGAAGAUUUGCAUAGUCUUGCCCUUGACAUAAUGGGAGAAUGCUCCUUUGGGAACGGAUUCGGCCAGACGAACAAAAACAGGAAACUGGAACUUGAAUUUGAUGAGGACGUAUGGCGAACAAUCCCAACAGCCAUCUUCAGAGGGAUGACUCGGCGAUACCAGUUUGUUUACAUUAAGCGCCUUCUGAGGAGACUCGGCCUAAACGUCGAAUUUGACUGGCCACGAGAGAUGAUUGCUGCCAUUUCCGCAGUCGCAAGUCAUCGAAAAGCAACCCCCAAGAGUGUCCGCCCCGACCUUUUGCAACACCUUCUCGAGAACGGCGAAAGACCAGAUAGCGGCGUCAAAAUGGGCACUAGGGAAGUUGUCGACCAGAUGGCCGAGAUUCUACUAGCUGGGUCCGAAACCACGUCUGGAACAAUCGCCUGCUUUUUCCUAGAGAUACUACGGAACCCAGAAAUAAAAGAUAAGCUGAUGAAAAGCCUACCGAUCCUUCAUCCAAGUGAUCCGAUUAUCCCCAGCAAGACAGUCCGAACGUCUCCUGAAUAUGAGUACCUCGAAGCAUGCAUCAAAGAGGUGCUCCGACUACAUCCGAUAGCGUCUGAGAUGGGUCGUCGGACUGGAAAGACGCCGAUUGAGCUGAUGGGUUUUCAUCUCCCUGCUCACACGAUUGUGUCUGCAUCUUAUCGCCAGCUUCACCGAGAUCCGAAAUACUGGGUUGAGCCCCUGCGUUUUUGGCCUGAGAGGUGGCUGGAUCCUCGGCCUUCUGAUGUACCUGCACCUGACAUGCAAGCUUACUAUCCAUUUUCUGCUGGAAAACACUCAUGCAUUGGCAAGAACUUCGCCAUGGCAGAAAUCAGAAUGUUAACCGCCAAUAUCUUUUCACGAUUUGACCUGGCCGAGGUGCCCGGACAGAAUAUCGACUACAGACAAUAUAUCACAAUGCAGUUCGAGAAAGGAUCAUGGAAGGCUUUCCUGACGCCAAGAUACCAGCUUUCUCAUCCAGUCUCGGCCACUAUAGCUUGA
This is a messenger RNA of Aspergillus luchuensis, 1578 nucleotides long. RefSeq lists its product as uncharacterized. Bases 1 to 1578 code for a protein of 525 amino acids. The record is from RefSeq and is a predicted model, not a curated record. NCBI's taxonomy places the organism in Eukaryota, Fungi, Ascomycota, Eurotiomycetes, Eurotiales, Aspergillaceae. Gene Ontology annotation, molecular function: iron ion binding; oxidoreductase activity, acting on paired donors, with incorporation or reduction of molecular oxygen; heme binding. The transcript is spliced from 7 exons.